CAAUGGGUUUGGUUUUUUUUGGUUUUAUAGUACCUGAUUGUUCUGUCUUGUAGAAGGCAUUCUGAACUGUAGUGGCACACCCCUGCCCCCAUACACUCUGCUGAUGGCGCCACACUCCUUCUGUUCUCAAAGCUGCUUUUCUUUUCUCAUGAAUGGAGCGCCACUGGAAAUGGCUGUAGAAAUAGGAGACGUGGGGAGAGGCCAGAAAGGGAAAGAUUUUAGAAUCUUUUUCCAGAGUCUUUUGUGCCCAGGAAAGGUGAAGCUGUAUGGGUCCUUGUUUCGAGACCCUGAGCGAGUGCUGUGGUUUGAGACUGAGGAGGUCCUGGAGGACCAGCCUGGUGUCCUUGCUACCCUCUCUGAGGGACUGGAUGAUCAAACCCCAAACAACGCGUGAACAGACUCUGGGACACAACUCAUGGUAAAGUUAAAUUGGAGACUGUGCAGUUUUGAUAACGAUGAGUAGAUUUCUUUUUAAUUUGGUUAUAUUCUCAUUUUUGUACAUUCUCACUCAGCCAGUACAAUAAUUCAGUGUGGUAGCAGCUUACAGAAUUAAGACAGAAAUCAGUAGCCUUAACUGAAUGGGAAAGGACGCGGGGACUUUCCAGGGUGAUAGGAGUGUUCUCUGUCUUGACAGAAUGAUACGUUUUCACUCUAUGGAACAUGUACCUGAGCAUAUAAGCACAGGACACUAAAUAGCCUUCAUGUAUCAAGUACACUAACCAGUUAGAAACUAUAAGAGAAGAGAAAAUCCCAGUUACUGUGGCCACAAAAAAGAUAAUUAGGAGUAAAUUUGACAAGAGUGGAAAACCUAUAGAAAGAGUACUCUUAAAUGCUCUGGAAAGACACCGAGGUAGACUUGAACAAAGGGAAGGACAUUCCUUGUCCUUGGAGCGCAUGACUCAACAGCCUAAAGAUGCCAAUUUCCCUACGUUAAUUUAUAAAAUUAAUGGAAUCCCAGUAAAAAUAUCAACAAAGUCUUUUCUAGAGCCAGCCAAGCUGCUGUUAAAGUUUAUAUGCUCAUAAAGUUCUUGCAAAUAAAUAUGCAAGAAUAAUUCGGGAAGUGCUGGAGAAAGAAUUAAUGGGAGAUGACUAGCUUCUAGAUAGUAAUUAAAAGCUAGUAAAGCCUUUAUACCUGAAGCAUUGUGUUAUUGGACAUGAGUAGCCAGGCACACCUGGGAACAGAAUAGAAAAUUGAGAAAUAGAACCAAGUGCAAAUGGAAGCUUGGUCUGUGAUGAAGUGGGAAAUCUUAAAGUGCUGGGAAUGGACUUUUAUAUCAGUAAUAUUGAGACUAUUGGAUGGCCACUGGGAAAAAGAUAAAGUAGAUCUUUACCUCAUACCAUACAGAAAAAUUUAGAUCAGAAAUCUCAGCUGUAUCUAUUCUGUUUUCCACUGGAAACUAAUGCCAGAGUUGAACGCUCUGCAGCCCAUCACAAGUACUGGCUGACCUGUGUAUCCUCCUCAGAUGGGUUAGGACUUGCCCGUGCAUUUUCCACGCACAGUGGGACUCAGGAGCCCUCCUCUGGGCCUGGCUCUGCAACACACAAUGACACCUGGUCUUGGGCUCUCACCGGUAGACCACCAAACUCUCCUUCCAGAAUGGUGAGGGGCCCACCCGUGGUCUCCGUGGCCCUGUCCCCCACUCUUAGAUCUUUAGGCGGCCCUAUCUUCACUCUUGCACAAGGUGAUGUGACCCUUAUUUCUAAAUGUGGGAUGCUUACACUUCUAAACUAUUUUGUAGCAUCCCAUAAAAUGCUUAUAAAAUUCCCAGGGCUUUGUGGAGAUGAAUUUUAUGGAAACCGUAGCUCUGCCAGGUGGUGCCCUAUUGAACUGACGGUUUGGUGUUGGCUUCCAGGGUGCUUGGUUUUAAAACUUGGUUUGGCAAAUCAAUACUUGUCUUUAAAGAAACGCAGAGUAUUUGCUGACAGGAGUUGAUUUUUUUAUUCUGGUAGCUAACUUAGCCUUGGUUAAAGUGACUGUUUAGAAAAUGACCUAAACUUUUUAAAAAGCUUUGCUGCUUUUGGAAAUUUUGAAAACUUGCGUUGGUGUUACUACCCAGAUUGAUAAGAUCAGUGGAUAAGUCCAGGGAGGUAUGCAACACUUGGUAGAUGCUUAUACUCAUGAACUGCCACUUAAGUACGAGCGGACAGAAGGUGCUAACCCUGUUUGUCGUUUCCAUCAAUAUAGACGACAGCGACGUUCCCCGUGUAAAAACUGUGUACUGUGCCCGCAGCGUUUGCACUGUUUCUGCAAAGGAAGCCAGCUGUGUUCAUGCCUAGACUACUUGAAUAACAGAUCAACCAGUCACUCGAUGGGGAUUCACAGAGGACCACCCUUUUGUGUCACCGUCCCACCUCUCUGUAGCAAGAAAAAUAACUUCAGCACCUCUUCAGUAAUAAUGAUGAAACUGGUAUUAACUGAAUGGCAAUUAUGGAUUUUUAACUCUAGUUCACAGUAAACCAGCAAGCCAUAUGUUUAAAGUCCAACCAAAAAUCGUUUUGUUUUGCGACACGCCUCCUACGACUGUGAGAAGUUGGAAAUACCUAUUUGUUACAAAGAGGGAUAGAAGUAUUACUUGCCGAAGGAACACACCCGAAGUGGGAAGAGAAGACGUCUUAAUUUAUCAAUAAAGAUAUAUGAUAGUGUUAUUUAUAUAGGUAGAGUAAAUAUAUAUACAGAUAUAUAUAUAUUUUUUUGAUGGUGAUGAGAAUGGCUCCGCAGAAUGCUGAUCCAGAAUCUCUGCAAGUUCAAGAGUUAGCUGUGCCCGUGCCGGCCCUGCAAAAGCGCGAGAGCAAGGAGGCGGAGAACCGUGACGAGACCGUUAGCGAAGGGUCUAUUGACCGGAUCCCCAUGCGCCUAUGGGUGAUGCAUGGGGCGGUGAUGUUUGGCAGGGAGUUCUGUUAUGCCAUGGAGACGGCCUUGGUCACGCCAGUCCUGUUGCAAAUUGGCCUUCCGGAGCAGUACUACAGCCUCACCUGGUUCCUGAGCCCCAUCCUCGGCCUCAUGUUCACCCCGCUCAUCGGCUCGGCCAGCGACCGCUGCACCCUGAGCUGGGGCCGCCGGCGGCCUUUCAUCCUGGCGCUCUGCGUCGGAGUCCUGUUCGGCGUCGCGCUUUUCCUCAACGGCUCGGCCAUAGGUCUGUCCCUCGGCGAUGUCCCCGGCCGGCAGCCCAUUGGCAUUGUCCUGACGGUGCUGGGGGUGGUGGUCCUGGAUUUCAGUGCUGACGCCACGGAGGGGCCCAUCCGCGCCUACCUGCUGGAUGUGGUGGACAGUGAGGAGCAGGACAUGGCCCUCAACAUCCAUGCUUUCUCUGCUGGCCUCGGGGGUGCCGUCGGCUAUGUGCUGGGCGGCCUGGACUGGACCCAGACCUUCCUGGGCUCCUGGUUCCGGACGCAGAACCAAGUACUGUUCUUCUUUGCGGCCAUCGUGUUCACCGUGUCGGUGGCCCUCCACCUCUUCAGCAUCGAGGAGGAGCAGUACAGCCCCCAGCAGGAGCGCGGCGCUGACGAGACUGAAGCCCUGCCGCCCCGCGCCAGCACCUCGGAUGGCAGUGGGCAGUACGGUGUGGCACUGUACCCAGACGAGGUGCAGUCGGAGCAUGAGCUGCCCCUGGACUAUCUGGAUGUGGACAUCGUGCGGAGCAAGAGUGACUCAGUGCUGCAUGUGCCGGAUGCGGCACUGGACGUGGAGCCCCCUGAGCUCUUCCUGCACGACAUCGAACCCUCCAUCUUCCACGAUGCCUCCUACCCCAGCACGCCGCGCAGCACCAGCCAGGAGCUCACCAAGGCCCGGCUGCCCCGCCUGCCCACCUUCCUCAGGGACGGCGCCCAGGAGGACGCCAUGCUGCUCAACCACCACGUGGAUGAGGCCAAGGUCCCCAAUGGCAGUGGCUCCCCACCGAGGGAUGGCCUCAGUAGCUACCCCUGCCUUGACCUAAAGCCCUCGGCCGCAUCGGGCUCCAUGCGCCGCCGGCGGCACGUGUUCCGCCGGCAAGCCCCCAGCACCUUCUCCUACUAUGGCAAGGUCGGCUCCCACCACUACCGGUUCCGGCGCGCCAAUGCGGUGGUGCUUAUCAAGUCCUCCCGCAGUAUGAACGACCUAUACGACCUGCAGAAGCGGCAGCGGCAGCGGGGCCGCCACCGCAACCAGAGCGGUGCCACCACGUCCAGCGGGGACACGGAGAGUGAGGAGGGCGAGGCUGAGACGACGGUGCGCCUGCUCUGGCUGUCCAUGCUGAAGAUGCCCCCGGAGCUGAUGCGCCUCUGCCUCUGCCACCUGCUCACCUGGUUCUCUGUCAUUGCUGAGGCAGUCUUCUAUACCGACUUCAUGGGCCAGGUCAUCUUCGAAGGCGACCCUAAGGCGCCCUCGAACUCAACGUCCUGGCAAGCCUACAAUGACGGGGUAAAGAUGGGCUGCUGGGGCCUGGUCAUCUAUGCUGCUACCGGUGCUAUUUGCUCAGCUCUGCUACAGAAGUACCUGGACAACUAUGACCUGAGCAUCAGGGUGAUCUACGUGCUGGGGACGCUGGGCUUCUCUGUUGGCACGGCCGUGAUGGCCAUGUUCGCCAAUGUCUACGUCGCCAUGAUCAUGAUCAGCACCAUGGGUAUCGUCUCCAUGAGCAUCUCCUACUGCCCCUACGCCCUCCUGGGCCAGUACCAUGAGAUCAAGCAGUACGUCCACCACAGCCCCGGGAACUCCAGGCGCGGCUUCGGCAUUGACUGUGCCAUCCUCUCCUGCCAGGUCUACAUCUCCCAGAUCCUGGUAGCGUCAGCGCUGGGGAGCGUGGUGGAUGCUGUGGGCACCGUCCGCGUCAUCCCCAUGGUGGCCUCCGUGGGCUCUUUCCUGGGCUUCCUGACGGCCACGUUCAUGGUGAUCUACCCCGACGUGUCCGAGGAGGCCAAGGAGGAGCAGAGGGGCCUGUCGGCCCAGCCGGCCAGCGAUGGCACCGCGAAGCCCAUGGUCCUGAAACUCUCGCGGAAAGAGGGCCCCCAGGGACCAGUGGAGACAGAGUCCGUGGUCUGAGCAGCACCCCAUUCACACACAUUCCAUGCGGGCAGGCUGGCGGGCCGGGAGUGGGGAGACGGAGCAGGAUGGACGCAGCCACCGAGGAGCCACCCGCACAUGUGGGGAAGCACGGAGCUGUAGGGUAGGUUCUGGCCACUAGGCAGAAAUCCCACACUAUAAAUACUUUUUCCACAAUUAAAAAAAAAAAUCAUUUGAAGUAUUUUUUAAAUUGAAAAAGGCCUUUUAAUUUCAACUUCUGUGUUCUGUCCUGCAGGUGUAUUAUCUGCGUGGUUUUAAAUUACAAAGCAGAUUUACAGCAUAAACAGUGAGCACUGUAGGAAGGAAGACUUUGCGUUCCUUAGAUGGCAAUUGGAAACGUAGCCAACCUGCCUCCCUUCGCUGUGUCCUACCUGAGUACUUCAGGUUAACAGCCAGGCCGGCAGUGACUAAAACAUUUCCGUCAGAUUUUCCUCCACAGAUGCCCACAGGUAUUUAGACGUUCAGUCAGCUCUCGCCACGUUUUGUUGGUGCUGCAACCGUUAGAAAGUAUUUUUCUUUGAUUAUUCUAGGAAAAACGUUUUUUUCCAAAGCUGUGGUUUUCUUAGAAGAACAGCAUCUCUUCUUUUCUCCCACAGUCUGGCGAGUCGUGCACGGGCUGCCCUUACCCAGGCCGGGGGCGGUGGUGUCGGCCGCAAACCAGGGUCACGGGGGGGAGGCAGGGCCCCAGUGGAUCUCGUGGGUGGAGAACGGCUGCCGGUGUGCGGGGAGAGGGCGUUUCCAACAAGCAGCUUUGCCCCUUCGUGCCUGCAAGUGUGUGAGCGUGUAUGAGCGUGCGUGCGAACGUAUGUGUGUAGGUAUGUGUGUCUGUCCCGCCACCUGCCCAAGGUCAUCUCCAUGUGAGGCACCCUCCAAGGAGGCCAGCCAGGCACCGCCUCCAGCCUGUUUCUCGGAGCAGACAGCCCUGUCUGGGGAAGGAACGUGUUGACUCUAAUUGCACUUUUAGCCCUUUUAAGACCGUUUGAGGGGAAAUCAUGAGAGCAGAGCUCCUGGCACAGCACUGCCCUUGAAUGUCACGCCGCAAAGGCCUACCUCGGGGUGGGGGCAGCCGGCCUGCUGCAGGGGGCUUGGGCUCGGCCCCAGAGAGCAGGCGAGUGCAGAGGGCCUCUCCCUGGCAGUCGGGGGGCGCACUGGAGCCCUUCUGGACUCUCCCGAUGUCUGCGGCUGCCCACCCGCUCACCACUGCUGGGAUCGGGGCUGCCGUGAGCUCCCGGGGGCGCCCCUCACCUGGCGGCCCCUUUCGCAAUAUUUCUGGUCUCAUCACGGAGCAGACCUGGACCUCGUGGGAGCACCGUCAUCGCCUGCUGCUGCUACGUGGAAGGAACUGUUUUCAAACCACAAUCUCUGAGCAGUGGACGCCGUCAGCUGAGGCGGUCAGUCUAGGCUCCCGGGUUCAGGAGCGGAGGAGGCCGCCUGCACAUCCCAGCGAGUCCGUGAAGACUGCCCUCACACUUCCGCUGCCUCAACUCGGUGUUUUUUAAAUAAGAACUUUAAAGUGCAUGGGAAUCAUGCUGCAAUAUGAUCGUUCUAAAGCAAAUAUAUAUUUCAAGAUG
Molecule: messenger RNA, 6612 nt
Organism: Trichechus manatus latirostris (Florida manatee)
Lineage: Eukaryota; Metazoa; Chordata; Mammalia; Sirenia; Trichechidae
Gene: SLC45A4
Product: solute carrier family 45 member 4
Exons: 8
Coding region: 2696-5020 (774 amino acids)
Biological process (GO): transmembrane transport
Cellular component (GO): membrane
Molecular function (GO): sucrose:proton symporter activity
Source: RefSeq, a predicted model, not a curated record